UGUCUAUCUUAAUUUUGACAGAAUCGAAACAAAAUGUCGCGCUCGCCGUCAUUCAACAAAACCUCCUCAACAUCCUCCCUGGGUGUGAGUAAAUCGAAGAGCUACACCGAUCCUGAUUUUCAGAGAGGCUCUUUUGACUUCUCCUAUCCGAAUGGAGACAAGUAUAUUGGAGAAUAUUGUGCACACUCGAGUGGUUUAGUAUGGAAGGAAGGAAUAGGGACUUACAUUACUAAGGAUGGGCAAUCCUACAAAGGAAAAUGGUAUGACGAUAAACUGGUUGAUGGAGAGACGGUAGAAAUAUCCUUCAAGGACGGAACCAUUUACGAAGGCCCUUUGGAAAAGUACAAAUAUAAGGGAGCUGGAUGUUUGCGUUUGCCUGGAAAUAUAAAAUUGAUUCUAGAAUUCGUGGACAAUAAGCCUGUUGGAGACAUAAUCCUAUUGGAUAAUGUCGGUAGACCUUGGUAUGGUAGAUCAGAGGGUGACUACACUCUAUUUCAACAAGAAAAUAUCUAUUUCGAGAAUAUUCCAACAAGACGUGGAGCAGCUUACCCCCGCCUCAAGGUCCCUACUAAACCCAUCAAGUCAGUUCAGCAAGUAGUGAAGAAAUCGAUAGAUAUGACGGCCCUGGAGCAGCGGGUGUUCAAGAAGAGCGAAAAGUUGGCCGAAGACUACAACUUCGACGAUUCGGAGUGGUACCGAAAUUAUAUAAAUUUCAAGCAGAAGCAGCAAAUUAUAAUGAGCAAAGUGCGUAGGGGGAUGAAGUCGCGUCUGACCGACGAAGAGUUCGAUUGGUGCCUCAAGUACGACGAAUUCAAGGAGAGGUACCAUAAGCUGCUACAGAGGAGGAAAGUGAAGCUGAACGACCCAGUGGAUUUGAGCAUGUUUCACACGCUCUACAGCGAUGAAUACAAUUCUUCGAAGCCAGAAUUUGUCAUGUAUCCCAGCAAAUCGGAGGAAAACUGAUGAAAGUCUUCCACGAUUCUUGGGAAUUUUUAUUGAUUAUAUUAUUU
This is a messenger RNA of Coccinella septempunctata (seven-spotted ladybird), 1010 nucleotides long. RefSeq lists its product as uncharacterized. The transcript is spliced from 2 exons. Bases 34 to 963 code for a protein of 309 amino acids. Lineage: Eukaryota; Metazoa; Arthropoda; Insecta; Coleoptera; Coccinellidae. The record is from RefSeq and is a predicted model, not a curated record.